AUGUCGCAAGAAUUGGACAAUUUUUCAAAUGUGAAUGCGUCAACCACGAUUAACGACACCACAUCAUAUGAUAAUGCUAAUAAACUUGAAAAUUUUCAUAUAAUUAUUGACAUAACUGCUUUAAUUUUCGGUCACGUAGAUUUAAUUGCCUGUUCUCUUGUGAUUUACUCGGCAUAUGCGAGAUGGCGCACAAGUUCUCUAGCAAUAUCAAGUCGCGUUCCUCUUUAUCUUAGCAUUUCAGACGUAUUUCAAUAUUUGGUUUUCAUGCCAAACUUUUUUUAUUCAUUGAUUUUCCGAAAAGCUAUUCCUGAAACAUCUUGUAAAGUACUAGCCUAUCUGUUCUUUUUUCAAAUAAAUCUCAAUAUGAUUUUAAUGGCUGGUAUUGCAUUUGUCACUUAUUUGAGUGUUUGUAGGAGCAUGUCACUUGAAUUGGGCAAAUUUGAUUGUUAUAUUACAACGUUAUCAAUGAUAUUUAAUGUAGAUCGAGAAGAAAUAUCGACUUCAAUCGACAGAGUUAAUAGACGGAACAAAUUGGAAAGACAGGCUACGUUAAAAAUCUUGAUUUAUAUUUCAAUCUAUAUAAAAUGGAUUCCUUUGAUGAUGUAUGGUAUAUGCAUUAUGUCUGGUUAUAAUGAAGCUUUAUGGAUGCAUAUCUCUGCUAUAAUAGCAUUUCAUUUGGGUGGCAUAUAUAAUUGUAUAUUGUAUCUCAUGAACGAAGGAUUACGUCGUUCCAAUAAGGAUUCAACGUUGUUUGUUUUGGAAGGGCAGGAAGAUCGUAGCUUUAAUCAAUCGGUUCAUCAACUAUCACAAGAUCCAGAUAUAAUCGAUUUAACCAUUCUUCAUAAUACCGUAUAUGAUAAGAAUGAUGUUGAAGAUGAUGAAAAUCAUUUCGAAAAUUAA
Messenger RNA from Funneliformis mosseae, 900 nucleotides. The record is from the annotation of a GenBank genome assembly. Lineage: Eukaryota; Fungi; Glomeromycota; Glomeromycetes; Glomerales; Glomeraceae.